AAAACUUUACGAUUUCCGCGUCAAUGAUUGCUUGAUGCGUCUUGGAUGCGUCAGUGGUGUGAGCGGCGACCCCCAAAUGGGUGGCGGAAAGCUUAACUUUAGUAGUUCAUAGUUUGUUCAGAAACAGAAUUCAUCAACGAAAUCAAUAACCUAUUUCUUUAUCUGCAUCCAUGUCGACUAGGCGGAGAAUUGGCGUCAGCAUCGCAACAACGGAGGCUGCAAGACGCCAACUCAUGCAGCCAGUUGUUUGCUGGGAGAAAGCAUGGACCGUCCCAGAAAAUGCCGCUCCAAAUUCUUCUAUGAAGAUCUACAAGUGGGUGAAGACAGACAAAAAACAACAAUUUAGUGACGAUGAAGGAGAGGUGGACGAACCACUAGCGCCUCUUCCUGACGAACCUGAGGUAGUGGAAGGAGACGAAGAGAUGGACCAGGAUGAGCCAGUUGCCUCUGUAGCUCCUGAUGCAGAAGUACCUGUGGUGGACACGGAGACAAACUCAGUUAAUCAGGAAAUUCCGUCAGAACCCCAAACCAAACCAUCCUCGCCAUCACCUCCUGCACUUUCGCUCCACGCUACCGAACCUAUAUUAGUCACAGAGGAGGUCGCAGAUAUGUUGGACGAGUCACUCAAAUCUCUCGAUGGCAACGUGGAUAUCGAAAUCGGUGUACACGAGAAUGUCAAUCCUGAAGACGUCGGAGACCUGGACAUGACAGUGCUCGGACCUGCAUUUGAGGGCGUUCAUGACCUCAGUCAACUGGAAGACGGCGACGCAUUAUUGGAUGGGCCUCUCAUGGACCACACUAUUGACCCAUUCUCCGUAAACCUGAAUAAUGAUGAGUCUGCGGAGGGAGCACUGGCAGCUCCAUGAUCCUCACUCUGAUUGCACCAGUUGUUGCCGCUCGUGUGCCAACUGCUAGCCGUUUCUUGCCACGACAAUAGGAGACGUAGUCGGUUGUUCUCGACGCCGAA
Molecule: messenger RNA, 967 nt
Organism: Suillus bovinus
Lineage: Eukaryota; Fungi; Basidiomycota; Agaricomycetes; Boletales; Suillaceae
Exons: 3
Coding region: 171-866 (231 amino acids)
Source: RefSeq, a predicted model, not a curated record